GCCUAAUAUUGACUAUCGUUGGUUAAUUCAGUGUUCCCCGGCUGAUCACAGCAACGUAUGCUCUUACAUCAUUCUCAAAGCAUGGUUGUACAUUCGGGUUACAUUUGUCAAUGGCGAUUAAAUGACUAAAUUAACAACUUACAGUAUCACUGAUGGUUUCCUGUUGAAGAUAGCGGCCGCUACUGCUCCUUGCCCUCAAAAAUGUGUUAUCAAGGUGGAGUUUGGAUCUGGUGACCCCACUUGUUGCUUAUGUUACACGUUAUGUAAAAGGUACAAUCGCUAAUAAAAUGUGUACUAUUAGGACGAUUGAUCACCAUUGCAGACAACAGAGGCUAUCUGAGUAGCGUCAGCUAUAAAUUAACUCAAUCAACUGGAUCUUCUGAGCUAUAUAAACGAACUUGACCUCCAGGGAUGACAGUGCAUUUUUCACCAUGUACCCUAGAGAGAGAGAGAGAGACAAGACAUUGGAAACUGCCCAAAUAAACAAACGUAUUUUGCCUUGAAAGAUAUGUUUGAAUGUACGCACAUUAUCUUAAUGUACUGUGGACAUAACCAAAAUAUUUCACUGUGAACUUUAAACAUGGCUUGUUAGCUCAGGUUACAGACCUACUAAGUCUUGAUUGAUGGAAAUGUGUUGUGUUCCAGGGCUCAUGUUGAAUGUGCUCAGUCCUGUUCCUAGUGGGGUAAAAAUGGUCACUUUGUCUCUCUGGGCAUGGACAUGACCUGAAUGGGCAUAUUGUGCGAAAAGGCCAACUCACCUGCAGUGGAGGAUAAGAAAGCCCCAUGCCCAGGACUGGGCCUGUUCUAUGCUCUGCUAGCCUCCAUGUUCUUCUCCGUCGUGGCCCUCCUUGUCAAGAAGAUCGAGGGAGUGCACGCUGUGGAGAUCAGUGCCAUUCGCUGCUUCUUCCAGAUGGUGUUUGUCAUACCACUGAUGAUCUACUACAACACGGGUUUCCUGGGUCCCCGGGACAUGCGCAUCUACCUGCUGCUGCGCGGCUUCCUGGGCUCCAGCGCCAUGAUCCUGCUCUUCUACGCCGUGCAGCAGAUGCCCCUGGCCGACGCCACCGUCAUCAUGUUCAGCAACCCCGUCUUCACCGCCAUCCUGGCCUGGAUCUUCCUCAAGGAGCGCUGCACCAUCUGGGACGUGGUCUUCACGGCGUUCACGCUCACCGGCGUGGUGCUCAUCGCGCGGCCGCCCUUCCUGUUCGGCGAGCGCGUGGCCGGCCUGGAGGGCGACUACAACAACCACAUCAAGGGCACGAUCGCGGCCUUCGCAGGGGCGGUGGGCGCCGCCUGCACCAUGGUGAUCCUGCGCAAGAUGGGCAAGAGCGUGCACUACUACUUGUCGGUGUGGUACUACGCCGUCAUGGGGCUGGCCGAGUGCGUGGUGGCGCUCUUCGUGCUCGGCGAGUGGAGCUUGCCGACGUGCGGCGUCGACCGCUGGCUCAUGAUGCUCAUCGCCGUGCUCGGCAUAGCCGGCCAGACGUUCCUCAUCAAGGCGCUACAGGUGGAGAAGGCCGGGCCGGUGGCGCUCAUGCGGACAACAGACGUGCUGCUGGCCUUCAUCUUCCAGUUCCUCUUCCUCAACCGCAAGCCCACCUGGUGGAGUCUAGGGGGCGCUCUGUGUGUGGUCAGCAGCACCAGUGGCGUGGCAUUGAGGAAGUGGGUCAGCAGUGGCAGGAAGACCUGAUGCCAACAUUCUUUGGACACUUUUUACAUCACAACUCCUGUGUCUCUCUGUUCCAUUUGAUUCUGCUACAGAAAAGAUCACCAACACUUGUCUGAACCAAAGAGGCAAUAGAGAGAAACUAUACGUUACUGUUUACUGGUCUAUAGAAUAAAUCAAAUAGCCUACUCUGCUCUGCGCACAUUUUAAAGUAAGCACUUUGUAGUCCUCAGUCAGUAAUUUUACUCUAAUAUUUCAAACCAAUCAGGUAAUCCCUUACUGAUAUUUUUAUAUAUGAAAUGGGACCGCUUUUUAGUGAACUGUGUGAUUGAUUGAGACUUUGUUUUAAGAGAGAGAGAGAGCGAGAGAGAGAGAGAUCUUGAAUUACAUCGUUUGCACUUUUCUUACCGUUUACUGUCUAGAGAAGAUAUUCAGGUCAGCUGCUCUGCUUGGUAAUCAAACAGGAAUAAGUUUGGUGCACACACCAUCGUGGCCUUAGCUUCUUGGCAGCAAUAAGAAUCUGUUGCACUUAGCUUCUGCAAAGCUGGGUCUGUCUUCUCAACCAGUGCCAAGGUUUCUAAGCACAACUUUUAACAUUGUAUUAUGUCCUUACUCUGUUCUGAAAACAUUAGGGAUAUUUAUUGUAGCUUAUUUCAUAUUUUUACUGCUUUUUUGCCAUCAGCAUUAUCAUGUAUUGAAAAAUAUAGAGCUUGAAUUAAUUUAGAUAGCCAGGGCACAACAUGUGCUGAUGACAGAAAUGAACUGAAACACCCCACUCCUUUUGGUGUGUCUAGGUUGGAUGUGUGUCCUAUUUCUGAUUGGACAUGGAAAACAGUGGUCACCUGUGAUAGGUCAGUCAGUCAGCCAAGGUCAGUUCCGUUGGGGCAUUGCUUUAUACCUCAAAAACAAGAUGAAAAAGUUGUACAGCACACUAUUUAUAUGAGUCACAGGAUCGAGUAUUUAUUGAGAGUAACAUUGAUUUGUCCAAAGUGAUAAACAAUACUUGGACCUGUGAAUGUGUCAUAUGACUGUAUAUGAGUAACAGUGUUGAAGGUGCCGCUUCAUUGGAUCUUAGCAUUGCUCUGAUCUUUCUUGCUGACGUAUGGUGAACCAAUGACUCAUUUUCAUGUUGCCUUGAAGAUCAUGCUGUAACAUUUUCAAUCUCAAAUCCAUCCAUCUACUACAGUAUGUACAUUCUUAUUUAUUUUCAUUUUAAUUAAAAAAUGUCUGCAGUUAAAUUUAAA
This is a messenger RNA of Sardina pilchardus (European sardine), 2910 nucleotides long. It is a transcript of the gene slc35g1, whose product is annotated as solute carrier family 35 member G1. Lineage: Eukaryota; Metazoa; Chordata; Actinopteri; Clupeiformes; Clupeidae. The transcript has 3 exons. Bases 728 to 1690 code for a protein of 320 amino acids. The record is from RefSeq and is a predicted model, not a curated record. Gene Ontology annotation, biological process: calcium ion export across plasma membrane; regulation of cytosolic calcium ion concentration. Gene Ontology annotation, cellular component: plasma membrane; endoplasmic reticulum membrane.